This is a messenger RNA of Actinia tenebrosa (Australian red waratah sea anemone), 1639 nucleotides long. RefSeq lists its product as uncharacterized. Lineage: Eukaryota; Metazoa; Cnidaria; Anthozoa; Actiniaria; Actiniidae. The record is from RefSeq and is a predicted model, not a curated record.
ACAUUGUCUUAAAGGAGAAAAGCUCCCUUAUUACAAGAUUGUCGCAGACAAUGUUGAUUUGGAAAUCAUGUCCAACAUACAGUCAAAAAGGAGGAGUAACAGGUCCAUACACUGGACACACCAAUAUGCUUUGUUAGACAAAGUUAGUCUGCCUUCCCCUGGUCAUGAUGAACAGAGACCUAAAGGAGAGAUCUGGUUUAUUGAUCUAUUGCCAAAUUUUCAAAUUCAGGAGAACCUAGUCAAUAGAAUGGCAAUCCUUGUGAGCAGAUCAAGAGUGAUCACAAAAUAUCUUAAAGUUUUCAAGCCACUCUACAAAGUAGUGGUUUACCACAUCCCACAUCAAUUCUCUGAGGAAAUGGGAAAGAAGUCCAACUCUUGUUGUCUUAGUGUAGAGUUCUUCAAUCCAAACAUUGCGGGUGAAAUGGCACAGCUGAUGAAGAAAAACCAGUCACAGUAUGUCCCAUUGUCAGCAGAUGGAACGAGUGUGGAGACAAUGAUACCAUUCCAUGGUGACCAAAAUUUGGAGGAAAGAUCAAGGAAUGUUAAGUGGACAUUUCGAGAUGGUGAAUGCAGCGCAGAUAGGCUGGAAGGUCUGGAUCCAGAGUUUGCUGACUGGCAUGCCAAAUUUACCUUGUACAAGGCAGAAAACAAAAUAUUUCUUAAUCAUGCAUCUGUCGGAGAGAUUAGCACAACCAUGGCAAGUAUGAAUCGAACAGGGAAGACAAAUGCAGCCAAGGACAUUGACAGUCACUACAAUGAAUACAGUGAAUUCCACACCUGUGAAGUUGAAGCCCACAUCUGUGCUGCAUUCAUGACCAAGAUGCAUAUGUCUAAUAUGGAUGAUAAGCCGAAUGUUAUUAUUCCUGACAGUUCGGUGCCGAAAUCCAUCAAGCAAAGUGGCUACAUGAUACAGUAUGUGCUGUGAAUUUGUAAAUGAAUAUGUCUUUCAGUCUAAUGACUUUCUUGGUCUAGUGAACGAUACAGCAGAUCUUCAAGCAAAGAGCAAACCACCCUUCCAAUGUAGAGUUGAUGGUUCUGAUAGAAGCUAUUUAUUUCACUCAGCCAGGGUCAGUCAUGAAAUAAAACAGCAUGAUGUAACAGUUUGUCCAUAUCAAGGAGAUGAUAGAGAUGACAUGGGGCAAUAUUUCUGUCACUGUGGCUGUAACUUUGUCUUCACCACAACAACCACACUUAACAGACAUGAAAGAAAAGAACACCAAACAAAUGAAUCAGCAGACAUUAGUGAUGAGACUCUAACUGAUGAAACAAAGAAUAAUAAUGCUGAAUCGACAAGUGCUCCUUCAUCUACUGUUAUGUAGACUACAUUUUCAAUUACCACCAGGCAAAGUUAGCAUUUGGACUAAUUCUUUUUGAGUUCAAUGACUGCAUAAAGGAAGGUGAUGGUGAACGUCUAUUUCAACUCUACAAGUUAGCCCUCCUACUUUUUAAGAACUAUGGUCAUACAAAGUAUUCUUAUGCAAUUCUUUUAUACUUGACCAAGAUCAAUUACAUUCUGUCGGAUCAAGAAACAAUAAUUUUUCACACUUAAAUGGAACAGAUUCUAUAAGCAUCAUGGUGGCAAAGGAAGGAACAUAUCCCUAGAUUUGAGAAAAGAGCAACAGAAUCGAAUUCUCAAGAC